Messenger RNA from Solanum stenotomum, 1420 nucleotides. Its product is annotated as chalcone synthase J-like. Lineage: Eukaryota; Viridiplantae; Streptophyta; Magnoliopsida; Solanales; Solanaceae. The transcript has 2 exons. The coding region runs from base 79 to 1251 and encodes 390 amino acids. Gene Ontology annotation, biological process: polyketide biosynthetic process. Gene Ontology annotation, molecular function: acyltransferase activity, transferring groups other than amino-acyl groups. The record is from RefSeq and is a predicted model, not a curated record.
AUUCAUUCUAAAUACUACAAGAAUUAGAAGGGGAAAAAAACCCUAGCAAAUAAAAUCACUAUUUUUUUUCCGGCAAAAAUGGUCACCGUUGACGAGAUCCGACGGACACAACGGGCCAUGGGGCCCGCCACCGUGUUGGCCAUCGGAACAGCCAAUCCUUCCAAUUGUUACGAUCAAAGUAUCUAUCCUGAAUAUUUUUUCCGUGUCACUGGCAGUGAACAUAAAAUUGAACUUAUGAACAAGUUUAAGCGCAUGUGUGAUGGAUCAAAGAUUAAAAAGAGAUAUUUUUAUUUAACAGAAGAAAUCUUGAAAAAAAAUCCUAAUAUUUGUGAAUACAACGCUCCAUCAUUGAAUAUUAGGCAAGAAAUCACGAUUGUUGAGGUGCCAAAACUUGGGAAGGAGGCAGCUGAAAAGGCCAUCAAUGAAUGGGGUCAGUCAAAGUCCAAAAUUACACAUUUGGUAUUUUGCACCACUAGUGGUGUGGAUUUGCCUGGGGCCGACUAUCAACUCACUAAGCUUCUUGGACUUGAACCAUCAGUGAAACGAUUCAUGAUGUACCAACAAGGCUGUUAUGGUGGUGGCACUGCUCUUCGAUUAGCUAAGGAUUUAGCUGAGAAUAAUAAAGGUGCUCGAGUUCUUGUUGUAUGCUCAGAAUUAGCCAAUUUGGUUUGCUUCCGUAACCCUAAUGAAACCGAGCUUGAAGUUUUGGUUGGGCAAGCUCUCUUUAGUGAUGGGGCAUCAGCUGUUAUUAUUGGUUCAGAUCCAAUCAUGAAUGUGGAAAAGCCUUUGUUUGAGCUUGUAUUCGCAACACAAACUCUUCUGCCAGAUAGCGAACAUGCAAUUAUUGGCUACCUAACUGAGGCUGGGCUGAAAGUCCAGUUACAUAAGGAUACUCCGAUGCUAAUCUCAAAAAAUAUUGAGGGAAUUUUAGUGGAAGCAUUCCAACCUCUUAAAAUUUCUGAUUGGAACUCUAUUUUUUGGGUAUCUCAUCCAGGUGGACGUGCAAUUUUGGAUCAAAUUGAAUUAAAGUUGGGCCUAAAGCCUGAAAAACUCAAGGCUACACGAAAUGUAUUGAGUGAUUAUGGGAACAUAGCUAGUGCUUGUGUUUUGUUUGUUUUGGAUGAGAUGAGGAAAACGUCUAUCAAGGCAGGAUUGGGUACUACAGGUGAAGGCCUUGAAUGGGGUGUGCUUUUGGGGUGUGGGCCUGGCCUAACUAUUGAGGCACUUGUCCUCCGUAGUGUUUCUAUUUAGGUUGCAAAAUUGUUUAAAAUAAAUGGAGGAUUAGAGAAAUGUACUCUAUCAUUGUUGUCUUUGUAUUUGUUGGUAAUGAACUACUACUAUAUUAUUCGCAAUUAAUAAUGAAAUAUGUUAAUGUGACAUUUUAAUAUUAAUAAAAAUAUAUCAUGUGUUAUAGUAUGUA